CCUUUAGGAAUGCAAAAUGGCCGCAUACGUGCAAACCAACUUACUGCUUCUUCCAGCUGGGACAAGAACCACGCACCCAGCUACGGCAGGCUACAUUUCCGCCGCGCUGGUCAUCGAGUGGGGGCCUGGUGCUCGCGGCAUAACAACCGUCUCCAGUGGUUUCAGGUUUACUUUGGUCGCCCCACCCGGGUGGUGAAGUUUGCUACACAAGGACGACAGGAUGCCCGUCAAUGGGUGACUCAGUAUUAUUUGACAUUUAGUCAGGAUGGAGUGCAUUCUGCUGAAUACAAAGAAAACAGUAAUCGAAAGUACUUCCAAGGAAACAGAGAUCAAAACAGUGUUGUCCAACAUCGCCUCUUUCCUAAUAUUAAAGCGCAAUAUAUUGAGAUCCAUCCAUGGGGUUGGUAUGGACAUAUCUCCAUGAGGGUCGAAUUCUAUGGCUGUGCUGAAGAUCGCUUUGUUAUGCCACUUGGUUUGGAAGAUAAGCGUAUUACAGAUGGUUCUCUCACCGCAUCCACUUACUACAAUCAUCACCUCUCUCCAUGGCAUGGCCGACUGAACAGCCGCUGGUCAUGGAGCGUGCGCCACAACCGCAGAGGGGAAUGGUUCCAAGUGAACUUUGUUGAGCUGAUGCGCAUAAAAGGCGUGGCUACCCAGGGAAGGCAGGACGCUUCCCAGUGGGUGAGAAGCUAUACAAUUAUGUACAGCGUGGACGGAAUGAAUUUCGUGUCUUACAAGGAAGGACGUACCACCAAGGUCUUCAGUGGAAACACAAACCGCCAUUCCAUCGUGUAUCACCAGUUCCUCAGGCCCUUUACGGCCAUAAACGUUCGUUUUUAUCCGAAAACCUGGUACGGUUGGAUAUCUAUGAGAGCUGAAGUUUAUGGCGCUUCAGCCUCUCCGUGUAACAAACCUCUGGGAUUACAAAACCACCGUCUUCCCAACAGCCGUAUUACAGCAUCAUCGGAAUGGAAUCAGUUCCACGCAGCCAGACUUGGGAGACUGGGUCAAGUCAAACGUGGCAAAUAUGUAGGGGCCUGGUGCACACGGUACAAUAAUCAUCUACAAUGGUUCAAGGUGGACUUUGGUCGACCAAUGAAAAUCACUAAAGUAGCCACUCAAGGCCGACAGGAUACCAACCAAUGGGUGACUUCUUUCUAUCUGUCGUCAAGUCAGGAUAACGUGCACUGGGAGGCAUUCAAGUUUAGAAGUGUAUUCAAGGUAAAAACAUAUGAAAAUACCGAUAAAAUCAAUCCUUAUAAUCAGGUGUUAGAUUUACAAAUUUUCUGCCCGAACUAUCUAAAUAAACAAUUAUAG
Messenger RNA from Pocillopora damicornis (cauliflower coral), 1317 nucleotides. RefSeq lists its product as uncharacterized. NCBI's taxonomy places the organism in Eukaryota, Metazoa, Cnidaria, Anthozoa, Scleractinia, Pocilloporidae. The record is from RefSeq and is a predicted model, not a curated record.